Suillus subalutaceus is the source of this 833-nucleotide messenger RNA. RefSeq lists its product as uncharacterized. The record is from RefSeq and is a predicted model, not a curated record. The coding region runs from base 1 to 696 and encodes 231 amino acids. The transcript has 3 exons. NCBI's taxonomy places the organism in Eukaryota, Fungi, Basidiomycota, Agaricomycetes, Boletales, Suillaceae.
AUGAAACCGCUGAUUCUAUACGAUAUCCCCUCCCGAUUGCCUGGAAGCUACUGGUCUCCAAAUACAUCGAAGCCCAGGUUCGUCUUAAACUACAAGGAGUUACCUUUCGAAACUGUCUGGGUCGAGUACCCAGAUAUUGCAACUGUUCUCAAGGGUCUCGGCCUGGCGCCCAAAAAGAGACCCGACGGUUCAGACAUCUACACCGUCCCCGUCCUCAACGACCCCAACACCGGCGCUCUGAUCGACGAAUCCCUCGAGAUCGCAGCAUAUCUCGAGAAAACAUAUACCGCAAAGCCCAUCUUCCCGUACGGCUCCGAGAUGCUCAUUCGCGUGUUCGAUUCUGCAUAUCUCGACAACGCGCACCCCAUCGUAAGAUUGAUAUAUUUUUUCCGUCGGACGCGCUCGGAGAGGUUACAACUUCCGUGGGAGGAGUUUUCACCCGAAGGUCCGAAACGUGAUGGAGAUUGGGCAUAUCUUGAGCAGGGUUUCAAUAAGGGAGAAACGUUACGCGCGAAGAGUGGCGGGGAGUGGGUGAUGGGAGAUACGUUCUCGUAUGCGGACAUCAUCGUGGCAAGUCGGCUGUUUUGGUACAAGCGUGUCUUGAAGGAGGAUGAGUGGGCCAGGAUCAGCUCUUGGAACGGAGGAAGAUGGGCAAAGGUGCUGGAUAAGGUUCAGCAGGAAUGUCACCUCGCGUGAUAGUAUGAAAUGACGGUAACUUGAGAUCCCAAAGUUAUGAUAAAUACCAGAGUCACGUAUCAACAGUACUUGGUGCGUGAUUCUGGCAUUUAUCAUAAUUCAUUAUCCUGUACCGUAGACAUACCAAGCAAUCUUCC